Pocillopora meandrina is the source of this 262-nucleotide messenger RNA. The record is from the annotation of a GenBank genome assembly. Lineage: Eukaryota; Metazoa; Cnidaria; Anthozoa; Scleractinia; Pocilloporidae.
AUGAAAUCAGAAAUCCAGACAUCUCAUAGAGCGUUCAGAGGUUUCAGCUCGUCAUUGGUGAAGCAAAAGUCAGGCUUGAUCUUGAAGUCUCUUUAAGGCUGAUAAGAAGCUCGGAGUCAACAAAGCAGUUAAUUUGGAGAUGAAAAUCAGUCAGGGUAAGGCAACUGAAUGGGGGCUCAUCAAAAAUCAACAAACCGACCUCUCACCGUCAAAUAAAAUUAACGUGACUUCAACUAAAGAUCCGGUGAGGACACCACCAAAG